AUCUAUAUCAUAUAAUUAAUUUCUACAGAUGAUCAUCAAACUACUUUCUUCUAUCUUCUUCAUCAAAUCUUCAUCGAUCAUACUAUAAAAAAAAAGUAUGAAAUCUUCUUCAUCUGUUGAAUUAGCAGGAUCAAUCAGGAUGGGUACUGGUGUUUAUGAUCAUAAUCAGCUCCCAAUAUUCCAUAAUCAUCAUCAUCAUCAGAUUAAUAAUCAUAAUUUGAUGUGGGAAAACACUUUGAAAGGUGAUUUAAUCAAUAUUACUCCAACUUCCUUCACUAGUUCCUCAACUAUUGUGCAUCAUCAUCAACAACAACAAAUAAUCGAACAAGAAGACGAUCAUCGUCGCGAAAUCAAGCCUGCAGAUCAUAAUCAUCAAUAUAAUACUACUCCAAGUGAAGAUGCUCUGGAAAAUUUGGAAAUUCAUGAAGAACCAAAUCGCCCAUUCAAUCGAGUGGAAAGGCGUCAAGCUCAGAACCGUGCAGCUGCUCGUAAAUGUCGUUUGAGGAAGAAGGCAUAUGUGCAACAACUUGAAACAUGUCGAUUGAAGUUGACACAGAUGGAGCAGGAACUAGAAAGAACUAGGCGGCAGGCUUCAUAUGGUGGGGGAGCUAAUACAAGUGGCCUAUCAUCUUUAACUAUAAAUCCAGGGAUUGCAACAUUUGAAAUGGAAUAUAAGUAUUGGGUUGACGAGCAAAAACGUCAAUAUCAAGAACUAAGAAACCUAUUACAAGUACAAGUUGGUGAAGAGGAGCUUGGUGUAUUUGUAGAGAACGCUCUUAAUCACUAUUACAAACUUUUUCGCAUGAAGGUUGAUGUUGCAAACAUCGAUGUGUUUUUUCUUAUAUCUGGCACUUGGAGAACGCCAAUUGAGCAAUUUUUUAUUUGGAUUGGAGGAUUUCGCCCAUCCGAGCUCUUAAACAUUAUAGUUCCACAACUUGAUCAAUUGACGGAACAACAAAUUCUACAAAUACGUAGGCUGCGACAAUCAUCGAUUCAAGCCGAAGAUGCUCUUUCACAAGGCAUGGAUAGGCUUCAACAAUCAUUAGGUCAAAACAUUGCGGUUGAUUCAUCGGAUGUUGAAAAUUAUAGAUCUCAAAUGACUUUAGCAAUUGAAAAAUUGGAUGCAUUGGAAAACUUUGUCAACCAGGCAGAUCAUCUACGUCAGCAAACUCUAGUUCAAAUGUCACGAAUCUUGACUAAUCGCCAUGCGGCACAAGGGUUAGUCGCUCUAGGGGAUUAUUUUCAACGUCUUCGCACACUUAGUUCUCUUUGGGCUGCUCGUCCUCGGACCACAUAAAUUGUAUGCUCGGUUAAGCUAGUAAAAGAGAAAUGAACCGAACUUUUAUUACUUUUGUUACAUAUAUAUUUGUAGAGAAUCAAUUAUAAUAGAGGCUUGUUUUUCAAAUGCUAAUAUGUAUAUAUAUCCUUUUUUUUUAGUUUAUUGAUAAAAUUUUCAUCUGGGAGCUGUUUGUACUGGAUCAUAUAUAAAUCUAAUUAGACUAUUGAGUAAUAAGGUCUAUUUUGUCUCA
Messenger RNA from Impatiens glandulifera, 1529 nucleotides. Its product is annotated as transcription factor TGA7-like. The record is from RefSeq and is a predicted model, not a curated record. Gene Ontology annotation, biological process: DNA-templated transcription; regulation of DNA-templated transcription. The coding region runs from base 98 to 1297 and encodes 399 amino acids. The transcript has 8 exons. NCBI's taxonomy places the organism in Eukaryota, Viridiplantae, Streptophyta, Magnoliopsida, Ericales, Balsaminaceae. Gene Ontology annotation, molecular function: DNA-binding transcription factor activity; sequence-specific DNA binding.